AUGGAGGACGGCUGCUGCGGGUGCUGCGGCUAUGACUUCGAUUGGGAGGGCUGCACGGAAAGGUGCCGGUCGAUGGGCCCCGUGUGGGCGGGCGCCCUCUUCGGCGCCGGCGUGUGGUGCAUCCUGGACGUGGUGUGCAUAACCACGAAGUACAGCGAUCCGAUGCCCUUCUACGCGUACGUGCCCGGCCUGGUGGCCGCCCUGGCCGCCCUGCUGCUCAACGUGACAUCCAGGGAGCGGCUGGCGUCCCUGGAGGGGGAGGGCGAGGAUUGCUGGGCGCGGGUGUGGCUGCUGUUCUGCUACCUGAUGUCGAUCGGCGCGGCGGUGGGAGCGGUGGUGGUGCUGUUCAGCGACGUGGGGCACCCAUUGGGCGCCUACGCGGGGGCCACGGGGGUCAUGUCCACGGGGCUCAUACUGGGGGGCGGCCUGCUGAUGUGGGUGGUUCGGUCGACGGAUGGGGAGUAG
Messenger RNA from Ostreobium quekettii, 465 nucleotides. Lineage: Eukaryota; Viridiplantae; Chlorophyta; Ulvophyceae; Bryopsidales; Ostreobiaceae. The record is from the annotation of a GenBank genome assembly.